Molecule: messenger RNA, 1079 nt
Organism: Bufo bufo (common toad)
Lineage: Eukaryota; Metazoa; Chordata; Amphibia; Anura; Bufonidae
Gene: GOLGA7
Product: golgin A7
Exons: 6
Coding region: 107-514 (135 amino acids)
Biological process (GO): peptidyl-L-cysteine S-palmitoylation; Golgi to plasma membrane protein transport; protein targeting to membrane
Cellular component (GO): palmitoyltransferase complex; Golgi stack
Source: RefSeq, a predicted model, not a curated record
GGGGCGGAAUCGGUAUCGGUGAUAUAUAGAGACGGUACUGCGGCCAGGACUCCUCCUGUAUUAUAGCCGGGUGUUGGGGCCGUGUAAUAUUGCGCCGUUCGUGGCCAUGAGACCGCAGGCAGCUGUGGCCGGGAAAGUCUUCAUCCAGAGGGACUACACCAAUGGCACCUUGUGUCAGUUCCAGACCAAGUUUCCCUCUGAGCUGGAGACUCGGGUCGACAGACAGCAGUUCGAGGAGACGAUCCGGACAUUGAACAACCUGUUUGCGGAGGCGGAGAAGCUUGGAGGCCAGUCCUACCUUGAGGGCUGCCUGGCCUGCCUCACUGCCUAUACCAUAUUCCUAUGUAUGGAGACGCACUAUGAGAAGGUUCUGAAGAAGAUUGCAAAGUUUAUUCAAGAGCAAAAUGAGAAGAUUUAUGCUCCGCAGGGGCUGCUCCUGACUGACCCAAUAGAAAGGGGCCUGCGUGUGAUUGAGAUUACGAUCUACGAGGACAGAAGCCUGACUGGCAGAUAGGACAGGGGGUUCAUCUUGUGCGUUGUAAAUAUUCUCCGCUGUGAGACCGUCCUCCCUGACAUUCCUUCAGUUGCCAUUCCUAUGUCAGCAGCGCGUCCUUAAUGACUUCUCCAUACUGUACCUCAUGGACUCGGUACCCCUUUCCUGUGCCAAUCUGUGACCCUGCCAGCUUGCCCUCCUGGACCUGAUCAGAGAAGGUGGAAUAUGGCUCUGCGGAAUGGACAUCAUCUUCUGGGGGUGGGGGUAGUGCCAAUAUUCGUUCUCCUCUAAUGCUUUGACAUCUUCUUUGAGGCCACUUUUUUAUUUUUAUUAUAUUCGUAGCUCUUAAAUGAUACAAUGAAUGCUUCCGGAAAUCAGGAUGGUGUGCAUGUACGCUGUGCCAGGGUCAUCCAUCACUGGAUGGAAUUCAUCAUCUUGCAGACAGAGGCUGUUGUCGGUUUUCUGUCCCUUAAAGGAUAACUGUCAUAUUUUCAUCAAAAAAUACAUUUUAGCAUAUGUUACUGCUGCAGCAGCAUUAUGAAUAAAGCAAUCUUUAGUAGCUUCACUUACAACUGUUUUCCUUGAG